This is a messenger RNA of Zingiber officinale, 1164 nucleotides long. Its product is annotated as carboxyvinyl-carboxyphosphonate phosphorylmutase, chloroplastic-like. Gene Ontology annotation, molecular function: catalytic activity. The record is from RefSeq and is a predicted model, not a curated record. Lineage: Eukaryota; Viridiplantae; Streptophyta; Magnoliopsida; Zingiberales; Zingiberaceae. The coding region runs from base 58 to 999 and encodes 313 amino acids. The transcript is spliced from 7 exons.
UACUCUGUGCCCAUCUCGGAGAGCAGAGCAGCUCGGUGUCCGCGGCGAGCGAGAGUGAUGGCGAACUCGCAGACGGCCAACGUCGCGGUGAGGCCUUGGGCGGCCUCCGCUGGAACUAGGAAAACCCGCAUGCACCGCCUCGUCGAGGAGGAGGGCUGCGUGCUCUUGCCCGGGAUCUUCGACGCGCUCUCCGCCUCGGUCCUACAGAGCGCCGGAUUCAAGGCCGGCUUCGUCUCCGGCUACGCCGUCUCCGCCUCCCGCCUCGGCAUGCCUGACAUCGGCCUCCUCACGCCGCCGGAGAUGGCGGAUGCUGCUCGAGCGAUUUGCGCGGCGGCUCCGAACGUUGUGUUCAUCGUCGAUGCUGAUACAGGAGGUGGUAACGCCCUCAACGUUCAGAGGACUGUUAAAGACAUAAUGGCAACUGGUGCUGGUGGAUUGUUCCUUGAGGAUCAAGUCUGGCCAAAGAAGUGCGGACACAUGCAAGGAAAACAGGUGAUACCAGCAGAGGAUCAUGCAGCCAAGAUAGCAGCUGCUCGAGAAGCGAUCGGCGAUGCGGAUUUCUUUCUUGUCGCUCGGACUGAUGCUCGUGCAACUGCCGGUGGUCUAAACGAAGCGAUCGCACGGGCUAACCUCUACAUGGAGGCAGGGGCGGAUGCUUGCUUCGUCGAGGCUCCACGGAGCGACGACGAGAUGAGGGAGGUGUGCAAGCGCACGAAUGGCUUCCGGGCGGCCAACAUGCUGGAAGGUGGGUUCACGCCGUUGCACACGCCGCAGGAGCUCAAGGAGAUGGGAUUCCACCUCGUCCUGCAUUCCACCACUGCUGUUUACGCCUCGGCUCGCGCCUUGAUCGACACGCUGAAAGUGCUGAAGGAGGAAGGGACGAGCAGAGACCACCUCCACAAGCUCACCACGUUCGAGGAGUUCAACAGUUUGAUCGGACUGAAGGAGUACAACGAGACGGGCGCUCGAUUUGAGAAAUUCAAAGUGCCCUCCAACUGAUCGAUGCAUGAGAAUAGAGCAAGCAAUUCGUGAGUGAUGUUUACGGAGCUGAGUUGUUGUUUGGUAGAUGGAUUCGGUGUCGUGUUUGCGAGUGCGUUGUGUGGGCUGCCGCUGUUUGAAUAAAUUCUUUGCUGUUUGAAUAAAUUGAAUGGCAAAUUUGUUGGA